This is a messenger RNA of Symbiodinium sp. CCMP2456, 1362 nucleotides long. NCBI's taxonomy places the organism in Eukaryota, Dinophyceae, Suessiales, Symbiodiniaceae. The record is from the annotation of a GenBank genome assembly.
GCAAAUGACCGCAUGGUCGACCAACUGGAACACUCUGGAACUCUUCGGUCGCCCGCCUGCAUCGCUGCUUUCCGCGCGGUGGACCGCGGCGAUUUCUGGAUGCGCCGAGGAUCCUUCGGAUCGGACAUCUAUGGGGAUGCUCCUUUGCGCCAUGGUAAGCUGCAUCAGUCCGCACCACAUAUUUACGCCAGAGCAUUGGAGGCUCUCAUGCCGUUGAAACCUGGAAUGUCGUUCUUGAACAUUGGCUCGGGAACCGGCUACUUCAGUUGUUUGGUGGCCGAAGUUGUGGGCGAGUGUGGUGUGAACGAUGGUUUGGAGCUCUGGCCGGAGAAUGUGGUCCAUGCACAGGAACGCUGUGCUUCCUUGGGCAAGUACCACAUCGAGUUCAAUGUAGGAAACGUGUACCAGCUCGAUGUCAACCUCGGCAUGCGCUACGACCGGAUCUAUAUUGGAGCUUGCGCCUGUCCUCGUGCGCAGUACCUCUACAGCCUCCUGGAGGUUGGUGGAGUUCUGGUAGGCCCCUUCCAGUCGGGCCACUCCCAGCAGCUGCGACGGGUGGUGCGGGAGUCAGAGGCACAUUUCAAGAUCGAGGUGCUGAACUCCGUGCAUUUCGCCUCACUGGUGGAGCCUCCAGCUACUCAAGAGCUAAGUGACGAUGCUCCUGCUCCUCUCGGCGUCCUCCCUGUCGUCGGUCUGCCGGGCGUGCCUUUUGCCUUCGCUUUGCGCCAAAAGCCUUGGAGCGUGGAGAGGAAUUGGGCAUAUCCUCGCAGCUUCAGGCAAGUGGCGGCGGUCCUGAUGCAAAACCAAGCCAGCCUUGGGCUGGUCCCGCUGGAGUUGUGGGUGGAGCAUAUUCUUCCGUGGUGCCCGCGAUGGUGGUUCGAUGUGCCAGGGAAGAGGCGAUCCAAAUCCGGCACCCUGGCAAUGCUGGCGGCAGCGAGCAGAAGCAUGUCGAAGGCGUUUUUCAGCUCCAGCACCUGCAGCACGCGAAGCGGCAGCAGCAUUGGUGAGGCAGAAGGAACCAUCAGUGGAGACGAAGUGAACAUUGCGACAAACGACGAGGUUCCACUGGUGCAACCUCCGCGGCGCCGGAGGAGUCUAUGCCGCGCAGCCCAGCGAGCAAUGCGACGAUGCCUCCGCUGCUUGAGUCGCCUGGGGGACUCUGCGUCAAAUCCGUCUGAACUCGCUACGCCCUUGAGCCACGCUCAGCCUGUUUUGCCUUGGCCUGGGGAAGCUGCAGAGGAUGAGGGUGUGGAAGCCUUUACAGAAGGACCACGGCGCUGCAAUUUGUGGCAGAGUCUUCAGGCGCUGGUGUCUCCAUGCACAUCUCUGCGUGGCCUUCUUGAACGACUGCGAGCCCGCUAA